AUGGCGGACGGCAUGGAUGGUGACUUGGAUUCGACUGUGGCGUCAGUUUUGUCCUUAGCAGAGAAAAGCAAUAAAGAGAAAUAUAGAUCAAUAGAGGUCACAAAGGAUGUAGAGCCAGACCUAGAUAUUGGGAAUUUAUUAGCUACAGAUCUUCAGCCUGUUGAUGGACAAGAAUUUAGGUGAGUUUACAACCAUUAAUUUACUUCUUUUGUGCACGUGGAAAAUUGGACGGGAAAUCUUGAAAUGGUUUCAAAUUCAUCCGUAAUCAGAGAAAAAUUUAUUUAGGCUUGGCUUUGCUUUUAAAACUCCUGUUCAUUUAUAGGAAAAAUAAAGAGGACUUUCUUAGAAAUCUUGCCAGAGAUAAUACGCAGCUGCUGUUGAAUGCUAUUUGGAAGGUAUUGUAUCACGAAAUAAUCCUAUGAAGUUUUUCAGUCAUGAAUUUACAAUUUUGUUGCAUGUAUGUAAUAUAACUAGUACGAGGCUGGGUAAAAUUCCUGCACAGCCCCAUACUAUUGUAAAACAAAUCUUUUCCCAAUGGCGAUGUAUUGUUUUUGUCACUGUUUUCUCUCUCCAAGAACUGAAUGUAUAAUGUAGGAUGGGGCUGUGCAGAAAUUUUACCCAAGGCUGUCAGGGCUGGUAUGAAGGACUUGUCAUAGUGCUGUGUAAUUUAACAUCUAACCAAGUCGACCAAAAAUCUAAAAUAUAAAACGAUUAGCUUUAUGUACCACAGUAUUGUUUGCCUCUACCAGUCUAACUUAGACAACUCUGAUCCUGCCUUUGUUCAAAUAAACCAGAAGAUGCUGUUAAUGUAUAGAGUUAACUAGCUUUCAUACAAGUUGAAGUUUUCACUCUUUCAAUGUGAUUCCUUUGCAGCUUCCGCAUGAAAGAUCUGAAGGAGUUGUUGUUGUAAAGGUAUGUCCAUUUAAACAUUCAUCCUAGAAGUUGCUAUUUUCAAUUUCAAUUCAUAGAAUUAGGCUUUUUGUAAAAAAUAUCUAGCACUUUUAAUUUCAUCUGUUUUUCACACCUCACAUUAACAAAAAGCAAAUUUCCUUUUACUUAUCAAGGUGCAUGAGAGAGGAAUUGUUAAACUAUUUAUUACCUGGAGGGGUGGUGUAAUCCUGAAUGAGCCAUCUUUAAUGAGGUCCAAUGAUAGUUAGACUCUAUCAUACAUGUAUAUGUAUAGCUGACCAUGAUAGCUGACAACAAGUGAAAACGAAGCUGUUUUGUUUAUAGUCAAAUGUAUUAAUUUACAUUACUAUCAGAAUGACAUGAAGCACUCAUUAUGUAUUUCUUUUUAAUUUUUAUUCAUGGAAGCUACCUGAGCCAUAUACGGUUAUUCCCAGAGAAAAACCAGUAAGUAUGUUAACUAAAAAGUCGUGUGUGUAGGACCAGUAAGCUUGUUUAGAGUCAUCAGUAUGUGUAGGACCAAUAAGUAUGUUAAACAGUCAUGUGUGGGUGUGUGUGUAUGUGUAUGUGUGACUGGUAACUAUGUUUAACAGUCAUGUGUACAUGCAGGAUGUGUAAGUAUGUCUAAUAGUCAUGUGAGUGUGUUAUAGGACCGGUAAGUUUGCUAAACAGGCAUGUGUGUUUAGGACCAAUUCAUUAAUUUCUAAUGAUAAUUGGAAGCUAGUUAAUACUUGCAAUCUACCUUUUUUUGUUGUUCCAGUUUAUAUGUAUUAUAAGUUCAUUUUUUUUUAGAUAAUUGUCAUCAUCUCUUGACUUUUCAGAUCCCAAAACCAAAACUGCCCUCAAAAUGGGAAGAAUUUGCCAAAAGAAAGGUACUGACAAAGAAAUCAUCCACCUUUGAGUUGUUCUAAAUGUUAUGUUAAUGUUGAUAUUUUCUUAAGCUUCAAAAGAGUUUAAGCUAUUGAGAAUCUGGAGGAUUUACUCACUGCGAGGGGGCAUUAUAAUAUGUCUUGUUUACACCAGCAGGUUUAUGUUUAGAAGUAUCACGUGCAGUUAUGAAUAACAAGUGAUUUAAUUGUUGUCUUACAGGGCAUCACAAAAAAGAAACGUGAGAGGAUGAUUUUAGAUAAAAACACUCAAGUUAGUAUCAGUUUGUAUAAUGAUUGCAGUAAGGGCCAAGUUGAUGUACCUUUUCAGCAGUAGUGUAUUGAUUUCCCAUGGACAUCUGUGUGAAGUUGAUUUCAUUUUUAAACUGGUGCAUAAUGUAUUCAGUGUUGACAAUUCAGACACAUCUAUUGUGUUGACAUAAGGCAUAAUGAAAGUAAAUCCAAGUCUCUGCAAAUUUCAGUAUUUGUGUUUGCAAUUUUUAUCCUGGAACAUUUUCAAGUCUAAAUAUAUACUUUUGUAUCUGCUUCAACUAUAGAGUUGUCUGUUGUACAGGUAUCUUUACCUAUUUAAAUGUAUCUUCAGGAAUGGAAGCCACGUUUUGGAUACAAAAGAGGAAAUGAUGAAACUCAGGAGUGGCUUUUGGAGGUUCCUCAGAAUGCAGGUACUGAGUAUCAUAAAUUCACAAAUUUGUGAUGAUGACUCCAAAAUAUUACAUGGUUUAGCUUCCUUGUCUUUGUCAAGUUGUCCAUGUGUGUAAAUAGUGAAGAAGGGGUUUGCAGUCAGGUAUGGUUAAAGAAGAAUAUUGUUCACUGGAAUAUCACAUUUCUUGGAAAAAUUACAAGCAGCGCUCAAUUUAUCCAUGGAUGAACUGGCCCCAGUGUUCUCUGACCAGACUCCUGAUUCCAUUUAUUGUGAGCAGCCAUCACCUUGAAAGAACAUGGUUCCCUUCUUUUUCAAACACACUCAUUGUUUAGCUCAGUAUUGGUGCUAUAAUGUAAAUUUUAAGAGUAAGAAAAACUUCUAUGGAGUGAUAGAAACCAAUGCUAAAAGUAAGAAUUUUAAUUUUAGAUCCAUAUGAAGACCAGUUUGAGAAAAAAUUUGAAGCAAAGAAGGAAAGAGUUGCCAAGAAUGAAUACCAAAGGUUGAGAAACAUAGCAAGAAACAGAAAGAUUUCCGGUCAGUGGGACUGCUCAGGGUUUUGUUGUGAAAGCUUACUUUUAUUGAAUUGUGAUGGAUGGUGUUUGCUUUCUAAAGAUAUAUGUCCUUAGUUAUGUUUUUUUUGAUUAUUUGAUUUAUUUUUUACUAGUUCCAAAUAAAGAUCUUGCCCCUUCAUCUGGACGACAAAGCAAAGAACAGGUAAUUUCUUGAUUCUGUAUGUUUGAAAUCCUUUCAAAGUCAACAUUUCAACUUCCAAACUUUCAUGUGUUAAUUUUAGGAGAAUAAUGGCACUUAAACAAACAUGCACAUCAAGGAUUGUUCUUUUUGUGCUAAAAGUGACUUCUUUUAUAAUAAUUAUUCUGGAAGGAAGAAAGAGUGCAUAUUCUUGGUUCUUUUGGGUUUAUGUUACCUUAAGUGAUUUACUAGUGUAAACAAAUUUUUUUCAGAUCUCAGAAAAGUUAAACAUCAGCAGACUCUCUACUGCAUCAUUGGGAAAAUUUACUGAAAAACUGGUAAGAAAUUUGUGCAAGAAGCACACUUGAAAGUACAAGUUUGUAUCCAUACUUAAGUUUAUGACAGAGGUAUUUGUUAUGUCUGACAGUAAACAUUGGAAAAAAAAGACUGACCCAGAUGUCAAAGUUUUAAUUGCAUUUAUUUAAUCUUCAGCGUGAUGAAAAGAUUUCAAGGAAAACUGGAAAGAAGCGAAAGGUAAAGAAAUAUACUAGCUAAUUGAAAAUUAGGGUAAGAUGCUACCACUACAAUCAGAUUCAUUGGCAUUCUUCUUAUGCGGACUCACUCAAAGUGUCAUUCUACAGAUUAUUUGAUCUUGUAAUUUCACUUUGGUCUCACCAACUGUGAUAAAAUUUGCAAUAGAUACACAGUCAUCCCAUUUCUUUGGCCCUUGCGGGGUGCUCCAAUUAAAUUUGUGGGCCAUAUCACACAGACUUGCGGUGAUGUGUGUUGACCUGAAUGGGAUUCAUCUUACUUGGCUUUCGCCGGAAAAGUGUCACAACCAAGAUUGUGAAAAUGAUUUGAAUAAUUCAUCUUACUUGGCUUUAGAGAAGUGUCUCAACCAAGAUUGUGAAAAUGUAGGUAAGUGACUAUCAUUGUUCGAAUAGAUCUUCUUAAAUUCCUUGUUGUUGUAAUUGCAGUUCGAGCCUGUUGUGGGUGACUUGUCAAAUGAACGGAGCCGAAGCAGAGAACUGGCAGAGAAAAUAGCCAGAAGAGGUCCCCUUGAUGUCAAUAAGGUAACUGACACAAACAUGUGCAAAGCAACAGUAAAGUCACUUUUGAAUACAAAGAUUGUGAAUGCAUGCAAUAAUACGGCCCAGUGAAAACUGAUGAGGAAGCAGUGCACGUGGCACGUGGCACGUGGCACGUGGCUGUCAAUCCUGCAUCUUAUUGUUUCCCUAACUGUUACUUUAUGUGUCAAUGGC
Pocillopora meandrina is the source of this 4388-nucleotide messenger RNA. The record is from the annotation of a GenBank genome assembly. NCBI's taxonomy places the organism in Eukaryota, Metazoa, Cnidaria, Anthozoa, Scleractinia, Pocilloporidae.